AUGGGAGUAAAACUGGCCGGCAAAGUGCUUUUUCGGCAAGUUCCAUCUCAAGAAUUCGACGAGAAGAAGCAUCUGCAGAAUUUCUGGCUGGUGAACCCAAACUCUCAAGUCGGGUUGGGUCAUGCUGCUAUGAAGAUUGAAGAGAUCGGAUUGGCAAAGGAACUGAAGAACAAUGCUUUGGUAAUUAAGGUGGGGUUUUCUUCAAGCUACGUAUGUGUUCAUGGAGAUGAAGAAAUGAAGGAUCGACAAGAUGUUAACAAUGGUGGAUAUGAGGAAGAGGAGGAGGGGAGGAAGUUGAUGACGACGAAGAGAAGGGUGAUGAAGAUGAUGAUGAUCUUAACAGAAAGAUCCCACAUAAAGGUGGUCAAAGGAGAGUUAUCUGGCGGCGGAGCUCAGUCUUCUGAUAGGGACACUGGUCUCUUAGACCACCUCCUGAAACAACUAGCUAACAAGGUGGCGCCAGGUGGCGAUUUGAGGUUUCGAAGGUCACACAACGCUGUCGGAGCAAUGGAAUAUUGGCUUGAAAGUGCUGAUCUUCUUAAAAUUAGGAAAGACACCGGAGUUAGUGAUCCUUUCUGGACUCAAACGCCUGGUUGGAAGCCCAUUGAUUCUCCUAUCCAAGAUCCGAUCAUGUCAAAAGAACUUAAUAUUCAUCUCAAAGAGGAAGUUUCAUAUAUCAAAAGGGAAUUUUUAUCUAAUUAA
Lactuca virosa is the source of this 702-nucleotide messenger RNA. Lineage: Eukaryota; Viridiplantae; Streptophyta; Magnoliopsida; Asterales; Asteraceae. The record is from the annotation of a GenBank genome assembly.